Rattus rattus (black rat) is the source of this 2414-nucleotide messenger RNA. RefSeq names its product ADP-ribosyltransferase 4 (Dombrock blood group) (gene Art4). NCBI's taxonomy places the organism in Eukaryota, Metazoa, Chordata, Mammalia, Rodentia, Muridae. The transcript has 3 exons. Bases 236 to 1150 code for a protein of 304 amino acids. Gene Ontology annotation, molecular function: NAD+-protein-arginine ADP-ribosyltransferase activity; NAD+ poly-ADP-ribosyltransferase activity. The record is from RefSeq and is a predicted model, not a curated record.
CAACCUUUCAAAGGAGUGAGACGUCUACCUUGGAGGAAGCUGUCGUGGGUUGUUGAUAUUCAACAGAAGUCAUAGUUUCGGCAAGAGCAGAAGCUCAGACACAGACGGAAGGGGAAAAGCCGGAGGAGGAUUCUAGAGUGUAUUCAGGGACGAGGCUGCUGAUACAAACCAUUACAGCUGCCCACUAACCAGUAGAUCUAAGAGAACACGGCUACCAAGUACUUCAGACAGAAGAAUGGCGCUGUGGUUUCCAGGAGGGCAGCUCACUCCGCUGCUGCUGCUGCUGCUGUUGCUCUGGGUCCAGCAGACACCGGCGGGGAGCGCUGAGGCUGCUCGUAAGGUCGACGUGGACUUGACACCGGAUUCCUUCGAUGAUCAGUACCGAGGCUGUAGCAAACAGGUGCUGGAGGAGCUAAAUCAAGGAGACUAUUUCGUGAGGGAAAUAGACACUCAUAAGUAUUACUCCAGGGCGUGGCAAAAAGCCCACCUAACCUGGCUGAACCAGGCAACGUCCCUCCCUGAGAGCAUGACUCCUGUGCACGCUGUGGCCAUCUUGGUUUUCACCUUGAAUCUCAACGUGAGCUCUGACUUCGCCGAGGCCAUGACCAGGGCUGCGGGGUCUCCUGGGCAGUACAGACAGUCAUUCCACUUCAAGUAUCUGCACUACUACCUCACCUCAGCCAUCCAGCUGCUGAGGAAAGAGAGCUCUACCAAGAACGGCAGUCUGUGUUACAGGGUACACCACAGGAUGACGGACGCGAACAUCGAAGCCAAUGUGGGUUCUACCGUUCGGUUCGGCCAGUUCCUCUCUGCCUCCCUGCUGAAGGAGGAGACAGAGGUGUCUGGAAACCAAACACUGUUUACCGUUUUCACUUGUCUGGGCGCCUCCGUGCAAGACUUCUCUCUCAGGAAGGAAGUCUUGAUCCCCCCCUAUGAGUUAUUUGAAGUCGUGAGUAAGAACUGCAGCCUCAGAGGAGAUUUGAUAAACUUGCGGUCUGCUGGGAGCGUGAGCAGGUACAACUGCCAGCUGCUGAAAGCUUCCAGCAAGAAGUGCACCCCUGCUCCAAUGGUUGUUGUUUGCCUCUGUUUGGUCAGUGUCCUUAUCUCGUCCAAAAGCAAAGAGCAAAGGAAUCUACCGGCUCCCUUUUAAAGGAACUAUUUAAACUUUUCGCUCCUAUUUGUUACCAGAGUCUGAGGCUCACACUUCCCACCAUACCACAGAAGACUAGCGAGAGAGAAAAGUCUGAAACCCCUACCUAAAGGCGUCUAUAUCGGCUACUUUACCCAAUAGCUGUCACCAAGACCAGGAGGAGAGCUUCACUUGACUUCUAAACGUACAGAACACCAGAGCCGGAAAGGUUUGGUACCAGAAGCACCAAGAACUACAGAAGCAGAUAUGGGGCAGGAUGUCAAACCUCAAGACCUGCUGCCCCUUGUGACUCACGUCCUCCAGCCAGACUCCACCUCCUGAAAGACUCCACAGCCAGGAAAAUAAUGCCACCAGCCGGAGACAAAGUACUCAACACAUGAGGCAUCAAACACAGUAAGCUCUUAGUGCUUAGUGUGCUCUUACGGGAGAGGAGAUGGAAGUGCAGACAGACAAGGGCAGAAUAUCCCUGCUCUGAGAAGGCAUCGCCCUACACAGACCUGUCUUUGCUCUGCCCUCCACAGGAACCUCACAAAGGACCUCUCUCCUGCAGCUACUCAGCCAGACCUGGAAAAGGCUGUUACCACACGAUGACUGAAAGCUGAGCAUGGCGGCGUCCUUGGCUGUCCAUUUGCCCUUCCCUCUGUGCCUCUGUCUUACCCAUUCAAGGUCCCCAAGGGGCACACUUGCUUGCCUAUUACUUGGCCAGAGAUCCAUGAUGAAAUGACAAUCCGAGGAGGACCCUCAAUGACUUCUGGCCUCCACACAUACGUGCAUGCAUGUACAUGUGUGCUUUUACACGCGCCCACAUAGAAACGUUAAUACACACAUUUUUAACACCAAGGGCUCAAAACAGAUCCAGAGCAACCAUGUUAGCUUUCAUGGCGUUGAUGAAAACAAUGAUGACAGGGAUGAAGGGGAUGGAGUCCUGCUGCUGCGACCCCUGCGGCUGCUGGCGCCAGGGCCGCUGAACAAGGAGUCAGGGUACGUUUCCGAAAUUCAUUUUAGGAGCGCAGCAGUCAGAAUCUCUCCUUUGAGUGAUUACAAAAGCAGCGCACAUGGGCACUCAGAGUUGCUGGCAGCUAAAUCUCACCACCAAGAAAGAAGAAUUUGCCUCCCUGAGAAACCAACUCAACGGAGGCAGCGCUACGAAACAGAGAGAAGACAGGCCAGAGUGCACAAUGAGCCUCUAGUGCGAACCGUGCCGGAACCGUACAGUCAGCGUCUUGGUUGCAUGAGUUAAUAAAUGAUGUCCGUGCUGGUGCGA